AUGGGAAGAGAAUUAAUUACCCUACAAGCUGGUCAAGCGGGAAACGCGAUUGGUCACUCAUUCUGGCAACAGCUUUGUCACGAGCAUGGUAUAUCCCAGGAUGGUACACUAGAAGACCACGCUCAGGAUGCGGGUUUUGAUAGAAAAGACGUCUUCUUCUAUCAAGCAGACGAUGAUCAUUACAUUCCAAGAUCUAUUCUAGUCGAUUUAGAGCCUAGGGUCGUCAACAACAUACUAUCGUCCCCAUUUGCAAACUUAUACAACCCAGAAAACAUCUACGUCUCACAAGAUGGUGGUGGUGCUGCAAAUAACUGGGCUAUGGGUUAUCACGCAGCUGAGCGUAUUUAUGAUGAAGUUUUUGAUAUGAUUGAUAGAGAGGCUGACGGUUCAGAUUCGUUGGAGGGCUUCAUGCUUUUGCAUUCUAUUGCAGGUGGUACCGGUUCUGGUUUAGGUUCCUUUCUGCUUGAAAGAUUGAAUGAUAGGUUCCCGAAAAAGCUUAUUCAGACGUACUCUGUUUUUCCAAAUAAUCAGGAAACCUCGGAUGUUGUUGUUCAACCUUACAAUAGCAUGCUCGCUUUGAAAAGAUUGGUCAAUCACGCGGAUAGUGUUGUUGUUCUGGAUAACGCUGCUCUGUCUAGAAUUGCAGCGGAUAGAUUACACGUGCCACAUCCGUCAUUCUCGCAAACCAAUCAAUUGGUAUCAACUGUCAUGUCAGCGGCAACAACACCACUGAGAUAUCCGGGUUACAUGAACAACGACUUAUCAUCAAUUAUUGCAUCUCUUAUACCAACUCCACGGUGUCAUUUCUUAAUGACAUCUUAUACACCUUUCACUUCAGAUCAAAUUGAAAAAGCCAAGUCAAUCAGGAAGACAACAGUUUUGGACGUCAUGAGAAGACUUUUACAACCAAAAAACAGAAUGGUUAGUGCACCAACAUCAAAAAAUAGCUGUUAUAUUUCAUUGUUGAAUAUAAUCCAAGGUGAUGUUGAUCCAACUGAUGUUCACAAGUCUUUGUUAAGAAUAAGGGAGAGACAAUUAGCAAACUUUAUUCCUUGGGGUCCUGCAUCAAUCCAAGUAGCUUUAACGCGUAAAUCGCCUUACGUGCCUUCUUCACAUAGGGUUAAUGGGUUGAUGCUGGCUAAUCAUACAUCGAUUGCAUCACUCUUUAAGCGUGUAAGAGAUCAGUAUGAUAGACUAAUGAAGAGGAACGCAUUCUUGGAGCCAUAUAAGCGUGAAAAGAUGUUCUCAAAUAACAUGGAUGAGUUCCAUGAUUCGAGGGAGGUGGUUCAGGAUAUGAUUGAUGAGUAUCAGGCAUCGGAGAGACCUGAUUAUACAGAGUACCAUGCAGACCAAGAUGAAGUAUAA
This is a messenger RNA of Wallemia ichthyophaga EXF-994, 1365 nucleotides long. Its product is annotated as Tubulin gamma chain. Bases 1 to 1365 code for a protein of 454 amino acids. Gene Ontology annotation, molecular function: structural constituent of cytoskeleton; GTP binding. Gene Ontology annotation, biological process: mitotic sister chromatid segregation; mitotic cell cycle; cytoplasmic microtubule organization. Gene Ontology annotation, cellular component: cytoplasm; gamma-tubulin complex; centrosome. The transcript has 6 exons. The record is from RefSeq and is a predicted model, not a curated record. Lineage: Eukaryota; Fungi; Basidiomycota; Wallemiomycetes; Wallemiales; Wallemiaceae.